CUUAGCUCGUCCAUCUCCCAGAAAAUAGCCAAAUUCAGUUAAUUAGGACAAGUAAAAUUGACAGGAUAUAGAGCGGUAAAUUUACUUUUUAAAAGAAAGAAAAAAAAGCUCCCUUGAUACUUUAAGCAUCCUUUGGUAGACUAAACGUACUUUCUCUUGAAAACGGUGCUUUCCUUAUCAAAAGCGCGACUUCUACAUUCAUUUAGGAAAAGCAAAUACAAAAAUAAUUAGGUAGUAAAAGAGAGUUCUGUGAAUUAUUAAAAUGGCUACGGAACAAAGAAAGUUACCCAAUAUCAUUCUUUGCGGCACUCCUGGUACGGGAAAAACUACCCUUGCUGAACAGCUUGCAGAUGCUUCUGAAUUAGAACAUCUGUGCAUGGGCACAAUAGUAAAGGAACAUCACCUUCAUUUUGGAUUCGAUGAGAAAUGGCAAACGUAUGAUGUUGACGAAGAAAAAGUCUUGGACUAUCUAGAACCAAGACUAUUGAAAGGAGGUUGCAUAGUGGACUGGCACACAUGCAGCAUUUUUCCUGAAGAAUUGAUUGACUUGGCGAUUGUCUUAAGAACUGAUCAUUCCAAACUAUGGGAAAGACUUGAGGCUAGAGGAUACUCAUUACACAAAAUCCAAGAAAACAACGAAGCCGAGAUUAUGCAAAUUUGCUUAGAGGAGGUGAGAGAAAGUUUUGACCCUAAAUUAAUAGUAGAGCUCGAAAGCAAUUCGACAGACGACAUGGAAUCCAAUCUGUCUAGGAUUCUCCAGUGGAUUGAUGCUUGGAAAGAGAAUCAUGCAAACUGAUGAAAAAGAAGAAAAGCCGGGUACUUUGGGAUAAAAUUUCUGGAGUAUAUGGAUUGAACUUUUUGUAAAAUAAAGCCUUUAUUAACAACUAGCAUGUUCAAGUGAACCAUUGUGUUUUGACGUUACUAUCUAUUUGAUUUUAAACUAGCUUAUCGGGAUGGAGCGAUUGGAUAUAAAAAAAAGAGAAAAUGAAAAAGUGAAGUACUUUUCGCUAUUAAUUUUAUUUCAAAAGACGGAAUGUAUUUUCAUUGAGUUGACUUGCAUACCAUGCGCAUAAGGUACCAGAAAAACACUUCUAUACCAUGUCCGUGUACUUUGUAAAUUGCCAAUUUAUCAAAUUGCUUGCAUGAGAAAAAGCUCAAGAUGACUCCAUUUGUAAAGCAUACACAGGUCCGUAACUCGACAACACAUAUUGAAUGGAAAUUAACGACCAUUUUUACUGACUCUAUGUUGGUAGUACACGAAGGUUAGUAUGAUAAAAUGGGAAAUUCCUAGUAGAGCUUCCCGUAACGGUUCAUCAUCGGGAAACAUAGAAAAUAUAAACAAAAAUUCUAAUUCAUCAAUACAAGCAAUUGAAUUGCUC
Schizosaccharomyces cryophilus OY26 is the source of this 1379-nucleotide messenger RNA. RefSeq names its product nucleoside-triphosphatase. The record is from RefSeq and is a predicted model, not a curated record. Gene Ontology annotation, cellular component: cytoplasm; nucleus. The coding region runs from base 263 to 796 and encodes 177 amino acids. The transcript is spliced from 2 exons. Gene Ontology annotation, molecular function: AMP kinase activity; ATP binding; ATP hydrolysis activity. Lineage: Eukaryota; Fungi; Ascomycota; Schizosaccharomycetes; Schizosaccharomycetales; Schizosaccharomycetaceae.